Messenger RNA from Procambarus clarkii (red swamp crayfish), 1305 nucleotides. The record is from RefSeq and is a predicted model, not a curated record. Lineage: Eukaryota; Metazoa; Arthropoda; Malacostraca; Decapoda; Cambaridae.
AUGGUCGGUCUUGUGGGACAACUUUGGAUGCACUGGAUUACACUCCUCAACGUCGGAGAAGUCGUGGUGGCGCAAUCUAAAAGGACUACAUAUGGUAUCAAUGUAGAUCACACAUUGGGUCAGAAUGCAGGCACACUUAAGAUGCUUGUGCUGGUUAAUGUUCAGACCCCGCUGUCUUACCCUGAAUACAACCCGAGGUCGCCAAGUGAGAGGCACCAUUGUGAAGCAACGAGCAGCACCAGCAGUGAGAGUCACCAUUGUGAAGCAACGAGCAGCACCAGCAGUGAGAGGCACCAUUGUGAAGCAGCAAGCAGCACCAGCAGCGAGAGGCACCAUUGUGAAGCAACGAGCAGCACCAGCAGUGAGAGGCACCAUUGUGAAGCAACGAGCAGCACCAGCAGUGAGAGGCACCAUUGUGAAGCAACAAGCAGCACCAGCAGUGAGAGGCACCAUUGUGAAGCAACGAGCCGCACCAGCAGCGAGAGGCACCAUUGUGAAGCAGCGAGCAGCACCAGCAGUGAGAGGCACCAUUGUGAAGCAGCGAGCAGCACCAGCAGUGAGAGGCACCAUUGUGAAGCAACGAGCAGCACCAGCAGUGAGAGGCACCAUUGUGAAGCAACGAGCAGCACCAGCAGUGAGAGGCACCAUUGUGAGGCAACGAGCAGCACCAGCAGCGAGAGGCACCAUUGUGAAGCAACGAGCAGCACCAGCAGUGAGAGGCACCAUUGUGAAGCAACGAGCAGCACCAGCAGUGAGAGGCACCAUUGUGAGGCAACGAGCAGCACCAGCAGCGAGAGGCACCAUUGUGAAGCAACGAGCAGCAACAGCAGCGAGAGGCACCAUUGUGAAGCAACGAGCAGCACCAGCAGCGAGAGGCACCAUUGUGAAGCAGCGAGCAGCACCAGCAGUGAGAGGCACCAUUGUGAAGCAGCGAGCAGCACCAGCAGCGAGAGGCACCAUUGUGAAGCAAUGAGCAGCACCAGCAGUGAGAGGCACCAUUGUGAGGCAACGAGCAGCACCAGCAGCGAGAGGCACCAUUGUGAAGCAACGAGCAGCACCAGCAGCGAGAGGCACCAUUGUGAAGCAACGAGCAGCACCAGCAGUGAGAGGCACCAUUGUGAAGCAGCGAGCAGCACCAGCAGUGAGAGGCAUCAUUGUGAAGCAACGAGCAGCACCAGCAGUGAGAGGCACCAUUGUGAGGCAACGAGCAGCACCAGCAGCGAGAGGCACCAUUGUGAAGCAACGAGCAGCACCAGCAGCGAGAGGCACCAUUGUGGACAAGAUGAAGCGUUGUGGUCAAGUUGA